Hypomesus transpacificus is the source of this 1060-nucleotide messenger RNA. It is a transcript of the gene cplx4a, whose product is annotated as complexin 4a. The record is from RefSeq and is a predicted model, not a curated record. The transcript is spliced from 3 exons. Gene Ontology annotation, molecular function: syntaxin binding. Gene Ontology annotation, biological process: synaptic vesicle exocytosis; regulation of neurotransmitter secretion; neurotransmitter transport. Gene Ontology annotation, cellular component: SNARE complex; terminal bouton. NCBI's taxonomy places the organism in Eukaryota, Metazoa, Chordata, Actinopteri, Osmeriformes, Osmeridae. The coding region runs from base 179 to 661 and encodes 160 amino acids.
UUGCUAGCCGUCAGUGUGUCCUUCACUACAUAGACAAGCAGCAGUUUAGCUAGGCAGGCUCCCGGUGGACUUUGCGGGUGCAGGAAUUUCAACCCAGGAGACGUCAUACGGGAAUAACUAGUCUCAACUAUUGAAAUAUUAUAUUUAUAAAAACAGAUAGCAGACCCCAUUGGACACAAUGGCUUUUCUAAUCAAAAGCAUGCUGCCCAGUAACCCAUUGAAGGGAAUGGGUCUUGGUGGAGGAGAGGAACCAGCGGCGGAGGCCGCCCCCUCCGACCCAGCCAAAGCAGCAGGGAUGACACGCGAAGAGUAUGAAGAGUACCAGAAACAGGUGGUGGAGGAGAAGAUGGAGAGAGAUGCUGACUUCUUACACAAGAAGGCUGAGAGAGCAACUUUGCGAGUAUGCCUCAGAGACAAAUACAGGCUCCCCAAGAGCGAGCAGGAUGAGAACAUGCUCCAAAUGGCAGGUGAUGAUGUGGACGUUCCUGAGGAGCUCCUCAAGAUGGUAGAUGAGGACGCCACAGAGGAGGAAGAUAAGGACUCCAUCCUGGGGCAAAUGGGGAACAUCCAGAACAUGGACAUGGACCAGAUCAAGGAGAAGGCCUCUGCCAUGGCCACUGAGAUGAAGACCAAGGCAGAGGAGAAGUGCUCUGUCAUGUAGGAAACCCCUGCCCAGAAUUCCAAAUGUAACACAGAGAAACAAAGAAAAUGGCUUCCCUUUCUUAAAAGUCUGAGGUCUACUGUGGGGAUUCAAUCAAGGCCACAGAGCUAAUAUUUAUGCAGGGGCUCUUUAAAAUCUGUAUAAGUCUGAGUCUACUAUGUCUGAGUAAUGUUAACAAAUAACAAAAUAUUGCUCAGGCAGUUUUGACUGAAUUGUGGCCCAAUGAUUUUCCCAUUUCCACCUCUAUGGAAAAGUUCCAACAGCCUCCAAGUCUCACUGUUACCUCCCCAAAACUCCUUGUGUGAAUGGUCUUUUUUCGAUUUGUUCCUCUCAAAUCCUUGUUAAAUUCAUAUAGAUGUUUUGGUAUGUGUUUUCUGAAUAAAUGCUGUUAUAGUUGUA